GGAGGCUGGAGCCCCGCCGCGCUGCCUCCGCCCUCCCGCCGCAGAUACCCGCCCGUCAGCAGCGCCCCGGCCCCACACAGCAGCCAGCCGCUCUCCGUCCUGCAGCACCGCGGAGCUCCGUCUGCUCACCGCCGGCUCGCCUCUCUUCUCACCGCGCCCCCCCCACCCCCCACCACUCUCCCAGCAGCGAGGGCGGUCGCGUCUCUCUCUCUCUCUCUCUCCGAGGCGGGGAGCGUCCGAGUCUUCGCGAGCGUUCUUCUCCAUCUUGCCCUUCGAGACAUAUGGAGAAAAUGGCCAGACCUCUCCCCGUCCACCCGGCGUUCCUGCCGCCGACCCACGGCGUGCUGAAGUCCCUGCUGGAGAACCCGCUCAAGCUGCCGUUCCACCACGAAGAAGGAUUUGGGAAAGACAAGGAGAAAGAGAAGAAGCUGGAGGAUGAGAGCAGCAGGGCCAGCAACCCACAGUCGGCCUUCCUGGGGCCGACACUCUGGGACAAGACCCUGCCCUACGAUGGCAACAACUUUCAGCUGGAGUACAUGGACCUGGAGGAGUUCCUGUCAGAGAACGGCAUCCCCGCCAACACGGCCCAGAGCCACCAGGCUGAGCAGCGGGCGCAGCCACCGCAGGCGCCCCACCAGCAGGCCUCGCCGCCAGCCCCGCCCGCACCUUCCGUGGUGGACCUCAGCAGCCGCGCCACCACCUCGGUUCACACGGGCAUGGCGCCUCAGACCAGCCUCCACAGCCCCAACACAGCAGCAGCACUGCCCUCAGCCCGGGACAGCCCCAGCCCCAUUGACCCAGAGUCCAUUCAGGUGCCCAUGGCCUAUGAGCCUGACCCAGCGGACCUGGCGCUGUCCAGCGUGCCUGGCCAGGAAAUGUUCGACCCCAGGAAACGCAAGUUCUCUGCCGAGGAGCUGAAGCCACAGCCCAUGAUCAAAAAGGCCCGGAAGGUCUUCAUCCCAGAGGGCCUGAAGGAUGACAGGUACUGGGCUCGGCGCAGAAAGAACAACGUUGCGGCCAAGCGGUCACGGGACGCCCGCCGGCUGAAAGAGAACCAGAUCGCCAUUCGCGCCAGCUUCCUGGAGAAGGAGAACGCCGCCCUCCGCAUGGAGGUAGCGGACUUGAGGAAGGAGCUUGGCCGCUGCAAGAACAUUGUGUCCAAAUACGAGGCCCGACAUGGGGGCCUGUGAGCCCCCCCCCACCCCACCAAAAAAAUCCACUACAAGCCCCCCUCCUCCUCCUCUCUUCCCCACACUUUACCGCCCCGUCCCAUUUUUUUCCUGGAGUUUGAAGGACAAUGUGUCUCUUUUGAUGGCACUGCCCCUGCCCCCUCUUCCUCCCCCACCAUCCGCACCUCCUCCCAUUCCUCCCACAAACCCCCCACACCCCCAAAGCACCUGUAUGAUUCUGGUAUUGUAACUGUCAUUUUGACUUAUUUCAUAAGCUUCGACCUGUCUGUUCCUUCUUUUACCUUACACAUCGUUCGACUGAAUAUAUUUACAUAUACAUAGAUUUAAAAAAACAUAUAUAUAUAUACAUAUAUAUAUUUACACAUGCAUUCUUCCCACUUUAAUGUACUGUGAGGAGUCAUGAGCCAACCCACCAGCUGAGUCCACCCACCCCCAUCUCCCCCUUCCACUUUUGAGAAACGAUUCCAUGCUGUUUGUCGUUUUCAUACCGAUUUUAUACGUGACAUCAGGACUGAAAACUUUCCUGUUUCCCUUCUUCUUCUACUAUUUCUUCUUCUGCUGUGUUACAACCAUGUGAAGUGUCGUUGCUCGCCUCUACCUGACCCCCUCAUAUCUUCUUCUUUUCUUGAUGUUCAUGUUGUAUUUCAGUUUUCGAUCACAGCCCCACCCCCCCCUCUCAGCUAAUCUAGAACAGCAUCGUCUGUCAUUUGAAAUUGUCUUCGCAUAGCACUUAAAUUUGUCUGUGCAAUCGUGGUGUAGAUUUGCUUUCUUUUACGUUUUUUUAAUGUAUUUUUUUUUAUGUAUUUUUUGGGUUUUGUUUGUUUCUCUCCAUCGCCCGGACACUGAGCAAUAAUCCCUGUCCAGAAUUGAACAGACAUGACGACCUACAUGUUCCUGACCCACCUCCUGUGCCCCGCCACCUCCACCCCCACUGCCAGAUUACUACCUAGUUGCUGUCCCCCACUCAUUUUAGCUCAGCUCCAAUGCGUGUCUCACAAUCUGAACCGGUGCAAUGUUUCAACUCGUUCAAAAAAUUUUCUCUGCCUCAUAUUUAUCUAUCUUUUAUUUCUCAGAUGGAAGAUUGUUUAUAUAUAUAUAUAUAUAUAAAUAUAUAUAUAUACACACACACUAUUGAUAUUAUUUUUAGUAUUAAUACUACUCUCGACAUUGUUGUCGUUUAGCCUCCUUGUUUUCAGAUUUAAGCAUGAUUUCUCUAACAACGAAAAGCUACUCAUAAAUCUUUUCUUUUUUUGCAAAGUUGUUAAUAAUUAUUUUUGCUUCUGCUUAACUUUUAGGAAUCAACAGAUGUCUGUAGUCUCCCUCUUUGUAGCUCUAUGUUCACCCUCUUUUUAAAGAUGGCUGUAUGAAUGUAAAAGAUGUUGACAACGGAAAAAAAAAGUUGGAUGGUGUUGUCCAAUACUGUGGUUAACCCAAUCAAUUUGUUUACUGCAAACCAAACGAUUCACAACAGAGAUGAUAUAUUGAUUACCAGAGAUAUGUUUAUAUAAACCUUUAAGUUGUUCUUUUUGUACAGUAUUUUUCCUAUACAUUACUGAAGUAUGUAUUUUAAAGGCACAACCGAUUAUUAAAAGAUAGCAUAUAACUCAAAGACAAAUGGAUAUAGUGGUAUUUUAAUAUUCUAUAUAAGAUAGGAUGUGGUAGUUCUACAGAGAAUUGUGAAUAUUCAGCAGCACCCCAACCUCUGGGGCAUUAUUAUCAUUAUUGAUAUUAUAUUAUUAUGAUGUUGUCAUAAUAAUAAAUCAUGUCAUGUUAGUCCCCAUUCAACUCAAAGGAAAACUAAAUGCAGUCCAGAAGAGAGAAUGUACAGUUGGACCCUUUUCUAGAAUCCAUCAGCUCACAUCCAGCAACAUCACUUUGUUCAUCAUGUUAAGUGGCAUUACCCAACCCCCGCCCACUGCCGCCGCAACCCCCGCCCCGCCAUCACGUCCCGACACGGGUCGUCCAGCAGCAGCUUCUCUGUCAGAGGCAGAUACCCGAAAGGUCUGAGGCUUUUUGUAACCGUGUGAGUCUUGUUUCUCUCUGAUCUGCUGAGACGGGAUGAAGUUACUAUGAAGGAAGGGGAAACUGCUGCUGUGAGUGUGGGGGAUUGAUUCCCCCAGUCAAUGCAGUUGUAGCGCAUCCCUGAACCUGAGUGAUGGACACUGGGAAGCCUUUAUUAUUUUUAAACAAAGGCUUACAGUGGCGUCCCCCCCCCCCCAACACAAACUUUAGUGGCGUUGUCGUGCAGAGCUUUCUUCAGUCAGGAGCUGGGACGUGACCGACUUGUUUUUAAAGGUUGAUACUGACAUUUCUGAUCAUUUGUAUGGAGACUCGGGCGUGCAAACAUUAAAAUGAAAGACGGUUUAUCAGUUAGCCAUGAACAGUUUUUUUUACACUUUAGAGUAAAACCCAUGAGAUACAACAUGUUAUUUAAUGAGCGUUAGAAGCACUGGUAGGUUGUGUUACCUUCGCUCAGAUCCAGGGCGGCUGUCUCCUCAUGUUUGCGGUCUUUGUACUUAACAAGCUUAUCUAAUUGUCUUAUCUGCAAGGACCACGUACUUUAACCCAAUAGAUCAUUCAUUUUACAUUUGUGUGCAUGUAAGUAAAACAUUCCACCGGCUGAAUAAUGGACCCCAGCAGGAAGGAUUCCACCCAAUAGUCGACUCUUUUUUUACAGUUCAGGCUGUCAAAUUUUGGAAAAGAAACAUUUUUUGAAAGAUAAAAAGAUAAAAAACAAAGAAAUACAAAAUACACAUUAACAAAAAUGUGUUUGUUGUGUUGAUUAUACAUCAUCUAUACGUCUUUGGAAAUUAAAUGUGUUUGAUUUAAUCUUUUCAAAUAUCAUGUGCACAAAGAUAGAGAAUUAAACAAAUGAAAUAGAUUUUCUUUUUACUAUUCACAGCCCUGGAAUCAGAAAUGUCAAUAUCGAACCAGUAAAUCUACAAAGUGACUCGUCGGUCUGAUCGCUGUCCAGACCUGGCUGAACUCAGUCGAUUUGAUCCAAAGCUGUGUGAAAUGUAAAAUCAUUCUUUUCUAUCCACGAACUGUAGUCCUAGUGUUUUUUGCGCUUUAGAGGGACUUUCCCCUCUCGUGUCUUUUCUGCACUGACGCUCUCGAGUGUGAACAGGGUUUGUAGAGAAGAGUGACGACUGGAACGAUGCCUCCCGAAUCUGUGGAGCAUCUUUUUAAUAAAACAUAAUAUAUAUAUAAAUAUACAGGAAAAAGCCAACAAUUCAUCCACACGUGUCCCAAAAUGACCUCACUGUCGAGUGAUUUCACUACCUCACCCGGAAACGUUAACCAUAAUUCUGAGUCUAUUCCAGUGCCUUGAAUACACUGACUGUUCCCCAGUCGCUCAGCAAUGUAAAGAUCUCCUCCCAGCUCCACUCGGAUAGGUUCAGAUCUGCACUGAAGAGCUUGCUCAGUGCAUCAAAACUAUAUCUAUAUUCUAUACACACCGACAACUCUUCUCAUUUCUGAUUUUGGACAUUGCAACAGACUUGUAACCAUUGUAUUCAUGGCAACACCAACGGACUGUUUCAGAAUGUAUACAAAUAGGACACAAAGGAGUAUUCGGUCUUGUUUGUCAUGGAAUGGAUGCAUAACAUGUAUUUGUGCUGUUCGGCCCUCAGCCUCUCUCUCGCUCUGUAAUUUGUAGUGUCUAAUAAAAUCCCAAUUCUUUUCUGA
Messenger RNA from Hippoglossus stenolepis (Pacific halibut), 4877 nucleotides. It is a transcript of the gene hlfa, whose product is annotated as HLF transcription factor, PAR bZIP family member a. The transcript is spliced from 4 exons. Lineage: Eukaryota; Metazoa; Chordata; Actinopteri; Pleuronectiformes; Pleuronectidae. Gene Ontology annotation, biological process: regulation of transcription by RNA polymerase II. The record is from RefSeq and is a predicted model, not a curated record. Gene Ontology annotation, cellular component: nucleus. Bases 282 to 1190 code for a protein of 302 amino acids. Gene Ontology annotation, molecular function: DNA-binding transcription factor activity, RNA polymerase II-specific; RNA polymerase II cis-regulatory region sequence-specific DNA binding.